This is a messenger RNA of Bathycoccus prasinos, 897 nucleotides long. RefSeq lists its product with no specific name. The record is from RefSeq and is a predicted model, not a curated record. NCBI's taxonomy places the organism in Eukaryota, Viridiplantae, Chlorophyta, Mamiellophyceae, Mamiellales, Bathycoccaceae. The transcript is spliced from 2 exons. Gene Ontology annotation, molecular function: protein binding. Bases 1 to 897 code for a protein of 298 amino acids.
AUGACGAAUCUUCUUAAGAACAAAAUCGGGGCGAUUUUGGUUCACAUCCGGCACCAAAUGUAUCAACGUUUCGUCCCGGAACAAGUCAAGAAGUUUUUACUCACGCACCCGCCAAACCUCACCGUGCAAUGCCUCUUCGCCUUGUGCAUCGCGGAAAUCAUCCACUUCGUGCGAGAGGAAAUCAAGUUUCAAAUCUGGUGCCGACAAGGCCGAGAGAAAGGUGGAAUGCACGAACUCACCGAGGAGGAGAUCGAGGAGAACAAAAGGACAGGGAAAGUGCCAAAAGUGGACGAAAAGCGAAUGCCGACGAAAGAUUUACUCGAAGAACCGACCGAAGAAAUUAAACGAGACGUAGAUAAAUUGAUUGAGUUUAUCAACCAGAACAGACGGAAAGAUUCGUCCAUGGUGAGAGUUGGGAAAUCGACGAUUCCAAACGCCGGGUUAGGAUUGUUCGCGGAUCGAGAUAUCACCGAAGGCGAACGCAUUCGAGGCGCCACGUACGGAGGGAGAAUCAUGAACUUCAACGAGGCGAAGAAGAUUCCCAUGAAAGAGAAGGAUUACGUGAUGGCGUUGCAUUUGAACGUACACGUAGACGCGAAAGAGCACUACGGGUAUAUGGCGAGGUACAUAAACGAUACGUAUAAGACGGAGAAGAGUAGAAAUUGUAAGUUUUUGAAGAUGAGCGUAGAGAAUAGGGCGAGCGUGAUCGCCAUGAGAGACAUCGAGAGAGGCGAGGAGUUGUUCGCGGAAUACGGGAGCGGGUAUUGGAGAGCGAGGAACGGGGAAAUUGAUGCGGACAGAGGUGACGUGGAGAAUUUUAAGAGGGACAUGGAAAAAGCGCAAAAAUGGGUCGAAUCGAAAGGGAAGUAUAAGAGUAAAAAGAAGGUAAAGGGUUAG